GCAAAACAGGAAAUGAUUUCCAGUGUGCCUGUUGUUCAGUGUUGGAGAGUGUUAAAAGUUGGAGCUGAUGUAUGCAGUUUUAAAAGAUGGUUGUUGUAAACCGAGCAGUAUAGAUGUAUUAUUUGCUACUGCUUGCUGAAGAACCAUAAAAGGAUUUAGAAGAGAUGUGAAAGAAAACUUUAAAGAUGGAGAUGCCAGAAACAUUUGAAGAUGUUGCAAUUACAUUUUCUGAGGAAGAAUGGAAGCUGUUAUCCUCAGCAGACAAAGAACUGUAUCAGGAUGUCAUGAAAGAUAAUUAUGAUGCCAUGAAUUCCUUAGGAUAUGAAAUCCCUAAUGAACAUCUCUUGCGUAUUUUUGAAUGGGAUACUGAAGAGCACAGGAAACUGCCUGGCAAACAUCCCAACAAUGUCAGAUGUGUCAGAGAUGGGCUUGUUCAGAAGACCAGUCUCUAUGGAUUCCGUCAGUACUACAGAGGAGAAAAAACUAUUAGAUGCAGAAUACGUAGGAAGAGGCUGUUUGAUCAGCAGAGCUACAAGAACCAUAAAGUUUCAAAGGACAAUCUGAGUCAAAAAAGUCAGAAUUGCCAUACAUCAUUCCCAAGGAAAGCACUUUCUCAUGCAGGUGUCCACAGGAAGAGUGAUUCCCAUGGAUUUAAUUUCAGUACAUGUUACUACUUGGGAAAAACUGUUUUUAGGUGUACUUACUGUGAGAAGCGUUUUUCAGAACUAUGGUUUCUUAAACAGCAUCACCUCUGUAAACAUGCAGAAACACUGACAAAAGAAGACAGAGCAUCUCUGGAAGCAGAAGCUUUUAAGCAUACUAAUGCUGAUAAAAGUUCAUCAGAUAGUUAUGCUGCAGUGCCUUCCGAAAGAAGUCACACGGAAGAGAAAUAUUUUCAGUGUCCGGAUUAUAGGGAGAGUUUUGGAGGUAAUUCAGCUGUUAAUGAGCACCAGCAAAGUCAUGCAGUAAAAACAGAACCCUAUAAAUGUAGUGUUUGUGGAAAGGCUUAUACAACUAAAGCAGGUGUAGAAUAUCAUCAAAGAAUCCACACCGGCGAGAGACCUUUUAAAUGUCUUCAGUGUGGAAGGGCUUUUCGUGGGAAAUCUACAUGUGAUAAGCACCAGAGGCUUCACAAACUAGGGAGACUUUUUCAAUGUGCAACCUGUGAUAAAUGUUUCAGAAAGAACUCCACCCUUAUUGUGCAUCAGAAAAUUCAUAUAAAAAAAGAACCAGUAGAAUGUACUGCAAAAAGGAAGUUAUUCUCAAAUAGAACACAUUUACUUGCAUCUCUGUGCAGUCAGUUGAAUAUAAAGCCUUUAAAAUGUACUGUCUGUGGUAAAAGAUUUGUAAGAAAGUCUAGUUUUAUUAAACACAAAAAACUUCAUAAAAAGGCGCCAUCUGCCCUGACAUUAAAGUCAUUCAAGUGUACUGAUUGCAGUAAGGAAUUUAAGAGUAAAGGAGGCCUUGCUUAUCACAAAAUGAGUCAUACAGGCGAGAAACCUUUCACAUGUGCUAAAUGUGGAAAAGGUUUUACAACCAAGUAUUCAUUUGAUUACCACCACAUGACCCACACAGGUGAGAAGCCCUUUGAAUGUAAUGUUUGCGGAAAGCAUUUUAGAUCUAAACGAAGUUUUGCUAAACAUGUAAUGAAAGCUUGCUGUGAUCAGAGUAAGGAUGUUCAGACUCAAGGAUGUCUUCCUGAACACACAGUGAGUCAUACAGUAGAAAGACCUUUCACGUGUUCUAAUUGUGGAAAGGGUUUUAAAACCAAAUGUGCACUUGAUUAUCACCAGACGAUCCACACAGGUGUGAAGCCCUUUAAAUGUAGUGAUUGUGGAAAGUGUUUUAGAUCUAGACAAGGUCAUAAAAGUCACAGAUUAAUGAUUUGCACUGAUCGUAUUAAGGAUUUUAAGACUGAAGUAGGGCAUGCUGAUCACAAAAUUAAUUGUACAAGACAGAAACGUUUCAUAUGUCCCAAGUGCGGAAAGGGUUUUACAACCAAGUAUUCAUUUGAUUACCACCAAAUGAUCCACACAGGUGAGAAGCCCUUUGAAUGUAAUGCUUGCGGAAAGCAUUUUAGAUAUAAACAAAGUUAUUCCAAACAUGUAAUGAAGGCUUGCUGUAAUCAGACCAAGGAUGCUCAGGCUGAAGGACAUCUUCCUGAUCACAAAAUGAAUCCUACAGCAGAAAGACCUUUCAAAUGCCAUAAUUGUGGAAAGGGUUUUAAAACCAAAUUUGCACUUGGCUAUCACCAGACAGUCCACACAGGUGUGAAGCCCUUUCAAUGCAGUGAUUGUGGAAAGUGUUUUAGAUCUAAACAAGGCCACAACAGACACAGAUUGAUGAUAUGCACUGGUCGUAAAGCUUUUAAGACUGAAGUAGGUCUUGAUGAGCCCAAAAUAAAUCAUGCAGUUGAGAAACCUUUCACAUGUCCUAAAUGUGGAAAGAGUUUUACAACCAAAUAUGCAUUUAAUUAUCACCAAAUGAUCCACACAGGUGAGAAGCCCUUUGAAUGUAGUGAUUGUGGAAGGUUUUUCCGCUCUAAAUAUUAUUUCAAAAACCACAAAAAGAAGCAUGUGAAUAUUAAGCCUAAGUACAUAGAGCAGGAUAUAAGCUUAACUGUUAACUUGGAUCUUGGAAGUCAUAUGCACUAAACUGAAAGGCUAGAUGUUAUGAAGCAAAAAUUCACAUUGGUUUAAGAGUGUUUGAUGCCUUAAGACUAAUGGAAUGGCUGUCCACAGCUAAAUAAGGUAUCAGUUUUAGUGAGUCUUUGUAAUCUGCAGGAGUAAAGUGUGUUGGAGAGCUUGAUUUUGUUGACAAGUUCUUCCACAAACUUCAAAGACCAGUGUAGUAGUGAUCUUAAAGUAUGUCCCAAUUUUAGACAUAUAUCCUCGUGAUAUAAGAAGUAACAACAGUUCAUGAACACGUUGAGAUUCAGUACUGGAGAAAAUAUAAGUAUAAAUUAGUGGAAAUACUUCAGGCAAUUGAAGGAGAGCAUAUUACCAAAGCUUCUUUACAAGGGAAAAGACCUUUUGAAUGCCCCAAUUACAAAUGGAAUUUUAGAAAUAAACAAAUUAUUGUCGGACACUUUCAGGCAAUAAGAUUUGUGUGUCAAAAUCUGGGUCAGCAUUUUAGGUAGGAACACACAAACAUACUUACACUUAUGCAUGCACGCAAACAUGUGUGCAUGCAUGCACACACACAUGCAAGCAGAAUCAACACGGGAACAUUUUGUUAGUGUGUCAGAAAUCUAACUGGUGAAAAUGGACAUAGCCGUUAUUAAACCAGACUUACAUCCAUGUAGCUGUUUAAAGUGCACACCUAUCCUUGUACCAAAGGUUAUGAAUCCUUGUGAAGUACAAGCAGAGGCUGUACUGUGGAUGUCGUCUGUUGAGAAGCAUACUGUCUGCAAACAGACAAGACUAUUGUAUUAAGGAAAAACAACUGGCCAGUAAAUCCACCAGUAAUUUAUUAAAAUAAUAAAAACUUGUAACUCGGCUCUAACGUCUCGGCUCACCACACAAGCCUUCAAGGAGUAAAAACACAUCAGAAAACCUUGCCUCAUAUAUUAUGUUCAAUUAAACAAUUAAUUAAAUA
Protopterus annectens (West African lungfish) is the source of this 3597-nucleotide messenger RNA. Its product is annotated as oocyte zinc finger protein XlCOF6-like. Bases 186 to 2654 code for a protein of 822 amino acids. The transcript is spliced from 4 exons. Lineage: Eukaryota; Metazoa; Chordata; Ceratodontiformes; Protopteridae. The record is from RefSeq and is a predicted model, not a curated record. Gene Ontology annotation, biological process: regulation of DNA-templated transcription.